CGUCCGAUUUUUCUUGCUUUUGUUGUCGAUUUUCAUGAUCCGCUUGUUUCUCGAGACAACGCUAGAAAAAUUGAAAACUUAAGAGAACGUGCCGUGUUUCGUUUAAAACCGUUGGAUGUUUAGUGCUUAGUUUUUUUGCUAAGAACUGAAUUUCCGUUCCGUUUUACAUUUUUUUUUUUGUUUCUUUUGUUGUUAUUCUUGAUACGUUUGUUCCCGAGAAAAUGCGAGAAAGUUUAAAAUGUUAAGAGAAAGAGCUGUUUUGCGUUCAGAGCCGUUCGUUGUUUAGUGUAUUUCCAUUCCAUUUUACUUUUUUUUUUUUUUCUUUUCUUGUUAAUUUCCUGAUCCAUGUGGUUCUCGAGAAAACGGGAGAAAUUUGAAAACUUAAGGGAAAGUAAUGUAUUGCGCUUUGCGCUUAAACCGUUGACAGUUUGGUGCUGAGUUUCCUAAUUAAGUUUGUGGAGUUAAUGACACGUAAUUUUCAUGUGUUUAAUUUCGUUGUUUUUCUUGGAAACCGAAGGGAUCGUUGGUUUCAGCUCGUUUAGAGGAUCCGUUGUGUUAUUUAAGUUGAUCAGGUUAUCCAACUGAUUAGAAGAUUGUUGGUAUUGAAAUGGGGGUAUAUCUGAGCCACCCUAAAACUGAGAAGUUCUCUGAGGAUGGUGAAAAUGAGAGUCUUCGAUAUGGGGUGUCGUCCAUGCAAGGGUGGCGUGCCACAAUGGAAGAUGCUCAUGCAGCUUAUCCUGAUUUGGACGAUUGUACAUCUUUCUUUGGUGUUUAUGACGGACAUGGAGGUAAAGCAGUGUCUAAGUUCUGUGCCAAGUAUCUUCACCAACAGGUGCUCAAGCAUGAAGCGUAUUCAGCUGGAGAUAUAGGCACUUCUGCACAGAAAGCUUUCCUCAGAAUGGAUGAGAUGAUGCGUGGACAAAGGGGUUGGAGAGAAUUAGCUGUAUUGGGAGAUAAAAUGGAUAAGUUUUCAGGGAUGAUUGAAGGGUUAAUAUGGUGUCCUAGGAGUAGUGAAGUUAAAGAUCACAAUGAUGAUUGGACUUUUGAGGAGGGCCCUCACUCAGGUUUUCAUGGACCAACUUCCGGAAGCACAGCUUGUGUUGCAAUCAUUCGAAACAAGCAACUUCUUGUUGCAAAUGCUGGCGAUUCUCGUUGUGUGUUAUCAAGGAAGGGUCAGGCUCAUAACUUGUCGAAAGAUCACAAGCCUGACCUUGAGGUUGAGAGAGAUAGGAUAAUGAAAGCUGGUGGUUAUAUACAAGCUGGGCGUGUUAAUGGAAGUUUAAACUUGGCAAGGGCUAUUGGAGACGUGGAGUUCAAGCUGAAUAAAGCUUUGCCUGCUGAAAAGCAGAUUGUGACUGCCAAUCCGGAUAUAAAUACUAUUGAGCUUUGUGAUGAUGAUGAGUUUCUGGUUAUAGCUUGUGAUGGGAUUUGGGAUUGCCUUUCAAGUCAACAACUUGUGGAUCAUGUACGGGAUCAGUUGGCCACUGAACUAAACUUUCUACCAUCUGUGAGAGAGUAUUUGAUAGGUGUUUGGCUCCAGUGGCUGGUGCUGAAGGAUGUGACAAUAUGACCAUGAUCUUGGUUCAGUUUAAAAAACCUUUCAAAGCUGGUGCUUCUGUGGGUGAUCAGCUGUCUGCUUGCUAUCAAGCACAUUCUCGAGAUGAGCCAUCUCCUUAUGAUCAACCAUCCAAGCCAGUAAGAAGUGCAGCAGAGACUGAAUCACAAUCCAGGUCCGAAAGAAAUCACACCAGGGCUGAAUAAUAAUCUGAAUCUGACAGAAAUCUGGCAAAAACUGAACUGAAGUAAGAGGAUCAAUUUCUGCUGAUAAAUUGGUAAUGCAUUGUCUACCAUCUGAAAUCUCUGGUGAGGUAAAGAAUUACAGGCCUCAAAUUUUUCAUAUAGAAAGUGAUUCUGAGGAUACGAUUGUAGAUAUUUAAAAGCAUUUUCAUUGAUUAGAUGAGCUUUGAUGACUUAUGUU
Mangifera indica (mango) is the source of this 1978-nucleotide messenger RNA. RefSeq names its product probable protein phosphatase 2C 60. Gene Ontology annotation, biological process: protein dephosphorylation. Gene Ontology annotation, molecular function: protein serine/threonine phosphatase activity; cation binding. The record is from RefSeq and is a predicted model, not a curated record. The transcript is spliced from 11 exons. The coding region runs from base 608 to 1570 and encodes 320 amino acids. Lineage: Eukaryota; Viridiplantae; Streptophyta; Magnoliopsida; Sapindales; Anacardiaceae.